Messenger RNA from Hansenula anomala, 1302 nucleotides. It is a transcript of the gene ATE1, whose product is annotated as arginyltransferase. NCBI's taxonomy places the organism in Eukaryota, Fungi, Ascomycota, Saccharomycetes, Phaffomycetales, Wickerhamomycetaceae. The record is from RefSeq and is a predicted model, not a curated record. Gene Ontology annotation, biological process: protein arginylation. The transcript has a single exon. Gene Ontology annotation, cellular component: cytoplasm. Bases 1 to 1302 code for a protein of 433 amino acids. Gene Ontology annotation, molecular function: arginyl-tRNA--protein transferase activity.
AUGCAAAUGAAUGAAAAGCUCAUAAUCUCGAGACCUCUUUAUUUGAAAAGUGACGACUGUGGGUAUUGUCACCAUGAAAAACCACAUUCAAAAGCGUUUCCCACAAAGAGUUGGACCAAUCAUUAUGCUCAAUCCAAAGAGACACCAUCUUCAAUCUCAUUGGGGUUCCAAGUGGAAAACAUGACAGUGGAGCAAUAUGAUCAAUUGAUUAAUAAGGGAUUCAGAAGAUCUGGGAGUUUCUUAUACAAGACUGAUUUGUUGAGAGGAUGUUGUAGGAUGUAUACAAUCAGAACUAAUAUGGAGAUGUUCAAGUUGAAUAAAGAGCAUCGACAGACAAUAAACAAGUUUAAUAAGAAGAUUGGCAUUGAGGGACAUUCAGACGAUUCUAAAGGGUUUGAAUUGGUUAAAGAAUUGAGGAAAAUGGAUCAAUGUGAUCGAUUAAAGAUUAAGUAUGAAGAUAGUGUUUUCACAAAGCGUAAAUAUGAAUUAUUUACAAAGUAUCAAAAUCAUAUACAUGAUGAUUUUAAAACUAGUGAACGGUCAUUUAAAAGAUUCUUGUGUGAUUAUCCAUUCAUGCAAAAUGGGAAGAUUAAAGAUGACGAGGUUUUACAAUAUGGUCCAUUACAUCAAUGUUAUUAUUUGGAUUCAAAAUUAAUUGCAAUUGGAUUUUUAGAUGUUUUACCCAGUGGAAUUUCAUCAAUUUAUUUUAUAUAUGAUCCUGAUUAUAAAGAAUUGGGAUUAGGUAAGAUUAGUGGAUUGAAAGAGAUGGAAUUAUCCCAAAAAUUAGGAUUACAAUAUUAUUAUCUUGGUUAUUUUAUAGAAGAUUGUUCUAAAAUGAGUUAUAAGAAGAAAUUUGGAGGCGAGAUAUUGAAUGUUGUUGAUUAUGAUUAUUAUAAAUAUGAUGAUAUUAAAAGUUAUAUGAAAGAUGGUGCAUUAUUUGCUAUUAAAGAUGGUGUUAAUGUUGUGGAAGAGAUGUAUGGAGUUGAUGGUGAUGAGUUUAAGCAAGCUACAAAGUAUUUCAAGCAUUGGGAAGGUGUUGAUUAUGGCAAGAUCUCUAAUGACAUACUAGAUCAAGAUGAAGGUGAUGUUUAUGGUAUCCCUGGUGUAAUUCCAGGUGUUUUACCUCUUCAAGAGCUAGCCAAUCAAUGGGACACAUCUCGACUUAAAAUGUUGAUAUUUGAGGAUGGGUUUUUAAGGCCUAUAGUUUAUGACUUAGAGAAUGAGCGUACCAAGAGAGUGGUGCUGGACAUUUACAGAGUGAUUGGGCUGGAAUUGCUCAAUCAAAGCGUAGUGUUUAUGUGA